AUGUUUAUAUUUUAUUUUAUAUUUAUUUGGUUCUUUCAAUUUUCAACAGGAGAUAUUCUUUCGGAAGCACCCGCUGAUCAAGAACAUUUAUUAAAAGGUGAGCAAGAUUGGCGAACAUGGGCAAUCGAUCGUUUAUGGGAGGAAAGAGAGAAAAUUGGACACACACCACUCAUCAAAUAUCCGGUGAAAGGUUUGCCAAAUGUGGAUCUUUUCAUCAAAAACGAAACCUCAACCCCCACUCGUUCCCUCAAACAUCGUUUUGUGUGGGCGCUUGCUUUGUGGUCGGUUGUUGAUGGCUUGGUAAACCAGAAUACUUCCACAUAUGAUUCAACAUCGGGUAACACAGGUGCAAGUGAAGCCUAUAUGUACAACGCAAUCGGAAUUCCAUAUUAUGCUGUGGUGGCCAAUGAUCUAGAACAAGCGAAAAUUGAUAACAUUGAGAAAAAUCACGGGAAAAUCAUAAAGACGGAUGUUUCUUUGAGAAAUACACGAGCAAAAGAGGAAGCUGAGAAAAAUAAAGGAUUUUAUGUAAAUCAAUUUGGAAAUGCUGAAAAAGCUGAGGAAUUCUUUGAGAGCGGUGAUUACAAAUAUGAGAGUUCGAAUGUCUUUCAUGAGGUUUUGGCGCAAAUAAAUGAUGAUAAAAGUGUGAAAAGAAAAGAUGUCGACUAUUUUGUGCACUCGGCUGGCACUGGUGGCACAAUUUCGUCAGUUGGUCGUUAUGUUGAUCGCUACAAUUUGCCCACAAAAAUUGUGUUGGCCGACUCAGAGUUCUCUCUCUUUUAUGAUUACGUUAUUCAUGAUCGAUUUACAAAUGAAUCCGGGCAACAUUUGUGGAAGAAACCGGGAGUGGCCGGGAUUGGAUAUGGAUAUGAUGUGGAACCGGUAUUGUAUGGGGAAACGACAAGUUUGAUUCCAUCGGUGAUCGAUGAAGCCGUGAAAAUCCCCGACAUUGCGACGGCUGCUGGAUUGCGAGAGUUCAACGCUCGCGGUCUCGAUGGUGGUCCAAGUUCUGCUUUAAACCUUCUCGUUUCGCUGCACGUUGCUCUCAAAAAAGCCAAAUCCCCAAAAAAAAUUUCAAUUGUGACUUUGUUGAACGAUCCGGCCGAUUUCUAUCGAAAUAACUAUUUCAACGAUACUUGGAUUUAUGAGGUUUUCAGAGAACGAGGAGGGAUCGAUGCGAUGAAUUGCUGGCGGAAAGAAAUCGCCUCCACACUCGACAAUGGCACGAAUUUCCUCGUGAAUGGAAUGAGAAAUUGCCGACCGAAA
Messenger RNA from Mesorhabditis belari, 1266 nucleotides. NCBI's taxonomy places the organism in Eukaryota, Metazoa, Nematoda, Chromadorea, Rhabditida, Rhabditidae. The record is from the annotation of a GenBank genome assembly.